Molecule: messenger RNA, 3268 nt
Organism: Felis catus (domestic cat)
Lineage: Eukaryota; Metazoa; Chordata; Mammalia; Carnivora; Felidae
Gene: RNF182
Product: ring finger protein 182
Exons: 2
Coding region: 264-1007 (247 amino acids)
Source: RefSeq, a predicted model, not a curated record
GAGAUCAUGACCUGAGCUGAAGUUGGACACUUAACCAACUGAGCCACCCAGACCCUGCAUGUGGCCUUUUUAAAUAUGUGUUUGAGACAGAGUGAAUGUAGAAGCUCAAAAUGCCUGGACGAUUUCUGAUUUCUGUCCCUCCUUUUCCUGCCCUUUGGCCCCACUGCCUGAUUCGGAUGAUGUGAUAUUCAGAGGGACACCUUAAUCGAAGUCAUCCUUCGGAGAGACACUUCUGGCCAAAGACCGUGUCCACACCAUUCAGGAUGGCCAGUCAGCCGCCGGAAGAUGGGGCAGACUCUCAGGUCUCCGACGAGCUCGAGUGUAAGAUCUGUUACAAUCGGUACAACCUGAAGCAGAGGAAACCCAAAGUGCUGGAGUGUUGUCACAGGGUCUGUGCCAAAUGCCUCUACAAGAUCAUAGACUUCGGGGACUCCCCGCAAGGCGUCAUCGUCUGCCCUUUCUGCAGGUUUGAGACCUGCCUGCCGGAUGAUGAAGUCAGCAGCCUGCCGGAUGACAACAACAUCCUGGUAAACUUGACUUGCGGAGGCAAAGGCCAGAAGUGCCUGCCAGAAAACCCUACCGAGCUGCUGCUGACCCCCAAGAGGCUGGCGUCUCUUGUCAGCCCUUCUCACACUUCCUCCAACUGCCUGGUCAUAACCAUCAUGGAGGUGCAGAGAGAGAGCUCCCCGUCUCUGAGCUCCACUCCUGUGGUCGAGUUCUACCGGCCUGCAAGUUUCGACUCUGUCACCACCGUGUCCCACAACUGGACCGUGUGGAACUGUACCUCCCUGCUGUUUCAGACAUCCAUCCGGGUGCUGGUUUGGCUGCUGGGUUUGCUCUACUUCAGCUCCUUACCCCUAGGGAUCUACUUACUCGUGUCUAAGAAGGUCACCCUCGGGGUCGUCUUUGUCAGCCUCGUCCCUUCGAGCCUUGUCAUCCUCAUGGUGUACGGUUUCUGCCAGUGCGUUUGUCACGAGUUUCUAGACUGUGUGGCUCCUUCUUCUUAACCGAUGUGCAAACCAGGAAAUUUGACACCCGUUGCCACCUUUGAAGUUAGGUCACUUAUCAUUUGUUUAUUUUGUAUUUCUCUGUGAGGAGCGUCUGUGACCUUAACGAAGCCGUUGGCCAAAUGUUUGUGGUCUCUUUUUCCACCGAAAUCUGGACUCCGUCGGUUUUCCUGUAUGCUGGACAUAAACACGUUCAUUUCUACUUAGGGGUUGGCAAAGACGCAGAAAUGUAGGAGCUAAGCCUUCCUAGAGCUCUUCCGGGGAGUCUUCCCCCAGAAAUGGCCAAGAUCUCCCCCAGCCCUGCUAGACAGGCCCCAGGGGCGAGGGGUCAGGCUGUAGUAAGGUCUUUGUAGAUGGCUAGGGAUGAACGAUUUCUCUCGUAAUCCUUGAUAAUCUGUUGUGCAGGGUAGACACGAGAGGAAAGCUGUUCUGAGACAUGGCCGCUUAAAAAGUGUGACUCCCCCUGCGCCCCCCCCCCCCCCCCGCCUCCCCUCCCACACCUGGUUGUUGACGUUCCCUGGAAUCUUCAGGUGUUUUGUCUCAAAGUUAAGGCCACUGUCUGUGGUCUGCUGCCCCAGCGAGGGGCUCGUUCCCUGUGCACAAGCCCCUUUGCCAAGAGCGAAUCGGCCUCGUGCCCUUGUGCGGUUUCAAUUAAAUACCUGUUCUGCCACAUCACUGAAGAGAAAUUAAACCCACCGUGGACUUUGCAUCACAGCGCCCUUCAUGACAGAACAUGGCCCCUUGUCUUUGAGAUACACCCUUCCCUUCAUAUUUAUUUUCCUCUCGCCUCAGUCUUCUCUAAAAUUCUCACAGCCCGGUUAGUGUUCGUGGAAACCUUCCGUGGAGUCUCUCCCUAAAACGUUUUAGUUGAGUUUUGUCUUGUCAGCCACCUUGUUCAACGAGCCCCACCCCUUACCCAGAAUGAGGUUCCCCUGAAAUUAGUUGUUAGAUACUCAUGAGGCUUCCCCCCCCCCCCCAACUGUAUUUCAAAUUCCACUGUGAACUUCUGGAACUUACUCCUAUAAUGGUUUGGGGUGAAUGAAUUGUGGCCGUGGAAGCCCAGAAACAAUUGUGGAGAUGUUCUAGCUCACGGUCUGAGGUGCCGCGGACCGACGCAUUUUGCUGUGCUGUACUGAAUUGUAACCCAAACACAGUGGUUUAGGCCUGUGUGCAAAAUUGUGUUGCAGGAGGCCGGGCAAAGAGAUGGGCCAGAAGCAGAGCCGGCGGGCUGCUUGAGAGGACCCUCCCAGGAAACACAAAGGAAACGGCAGAGAACAACUUGACAUAUCGCUGGUCCUGUUGGCAGUCCAUUUUAGAACGGGUUCAAGUUCUUACGUAAUUGAUUUCAAAUAAAAGCGUAAGCCGUGUGACUCGUGUUAAUGAUUCUGUGACGGAGGGGAAGUCGAAUGUAUAUAUUUAUGAGAAGAAAUUGUCUAGCAGGUUUUAGGUUUGAGGGAAUAGAAUGUCCACAGAAACUAGGCCAAAAAAAAAAAAAAGCGCUUUUCAGUUCCUAAAACCCAUUACUGAUGAUUAACAUUAGAAUAUUUAUUACUCUUAGAAAAGGGCGUUACUAAGACUACUUGAACUUGUUGGCGAUGAAACAUUCGUUGCGUGGCACCGUUACAGUGGGUCAGUCCAAUCUCCGAAUUUUCGGGAAGAGUUGACGCUUAUUUUUAGAAUAGUCGUAGUUUGAUUUUAAUCGUAUAACUAUUGACUCUGAGAAUAUGUCCACCCAAGGGGAGUAUGACGGGAAAGCAUAUGUGGGGUGUGGCCCAAUGAAUUGGAGCCCCAAGUUACAGCUCAAUACAUUUAUAAUUUCAUAAAAUCUAGUUUAGAUAGCAUUGUGAAUGCGGUUUCCAAAAACCCAUUUGUACUUAGAGUAAAUCUAAUGUUUAGGAGGUGUUUUGUGGUUGGGAUUUAUAUAUUUAUAAGGUUUUUUUUUUUUUUAAUGUCCAUUUUGUCUGAAAUGUAACAUCAAAUAAAUUGGUGAGUAAUAGGAGAUUUCUAGAAAGCUCUGGUUGUGGGUACUGUGCAUUUUGCUUAUUUGUGUAAUGUCUGCAGUGCUAAAUUCGUGUUUCUUUGAAUAUUGUGAUAGUCUCCUUUUUAAAAAGUUGCUGGUAACUUCAUUUGGUUCUAAAGAGUUUUAAAUGGAAGACAGCAAAAAACUCUUCAUGCUGUUGAAUGAAAACACGACAAUGCUUCGAUAUUUUAUCCACUGUGAUAAUAUUUUGUUUGUCCAUUAAAUUGUUAUUGUUUCCACA